Molecule: messenger RNA, 5769 nt
Organism: Calidris pugnax (ruff)
Lineage: Eukaryota; Metazoa; Chordata; Aves; Charadriiformes; Scolopacidae
Gene: MTMR10
Product: myotubularin related protein 10
Exons: 16
Coding region: 8-2320 (770 amino acids)
Source: RefSeq, a predicted model, not a curated record
AGCCACCAUGUUUUCUCUCAAGCAGCCCAAACCCACCUUCAAGUCCUACCUUCUGCCGCUGCCUCAGGCUGAAGACCAUACAGCUUCAGAACCAAGGAUUAAAAAACUGGAACCGGUACUUCUGCCAGGUGAAAUUGUGGUGAAUGAAGUAAAUUUUGUAAGAAAAUGCAUCGCAACAGACACAAGUCAGUAUGACCUGUGGGGCAAAUUGGUUUGCACUAACUUCAAGAUUUCCUUUAUUACGGAUGACCCGAUGCCACUACAGAAAUUCCAUUAUAAAAACCUCCUCCUUGGUGAACACGAUGUCCCACUGACAUGCAUUGAGCAGAUUGUCACAGUGAAUGACACCAAGAGGAAGCAGAAGGUCCUCGGUCCCAACCAAAAACUUAAGUUUAAUCCAACUGAAUUAAUAAUUUAUUGCAAAGACUUCCGUAUUGUCAGAUUUCGUUUUGAUGAAGCUGGGCCCGAAAGUGCAAAAAAGGUGUGCCUUGCAAUAGCUCAUUAUUCUCAGCCAACGGAUCUUCAGCUUCUCUUUGCAUUUGAGUAUGUUGGGGAAAUGUAUCAUAAUCCAGCAAAGAAGGUGAAUGGAAUAGACCCAGGAGGAGGUGGUGGUGGCAUCGGCAGUGCCAGUGGCCAGCAGACACCUUUGUUUGAAACUUACUCUGAUUGGGAUAGAGAAAUCAAAAGGACAGGUGCUUCAGAGUGGAGAGUUUGUUCAGUCAAUGAAGGUUAUAUGAUAUCCACUUGCCUUCCAGAAUAUUUUGUGGUCCCAUCUUCUUUAGCAGAUCAAGACCUUAAGCUGUACUCCUACUCCUUCAUUGGGAGACGGAUGCCGUUAUGGUCCUGGAAUCACCCUAAUGGGAGUGCCCUUGUAAGAAUGGCCAACAUUAAAGAUGUAUUGCAACAAAGAAGAAUUGAUCAAAGGAUUUGUAACGCAAUAACUCGAAGCCACCCCCUGAGAAGUGACGUUUACAAAUCUGAUCUGGACAAGUGUCUCCCCAACAUCCAGGAAAUCCAGGCUGCCCAUAUCAAGCUCAAACAGCUGUGUGUUAACGAGCCUUUUGAAGAAACUGAAGAGAAGUGGCUGUCCUCACUGGAAAAUACUCGCUGGUUGGAGUAUAUUAGGUCAUUUCUUAAGCAUUCUGCUGAGCUGGUGUACAUGAUGGAGUGUAAGCAUGUUUCUGUAGUUCUGCAAGAGGAAGAGGGACGGGACCUGAGCUGUCUUGCUGCUUCUCUCAUUCAAGUCAUGCUGGAUCCCUACUUCCGAACAAUCGUUGGAUUUCAAAGCUUAAUACAGAAGGAAUGGGUGAUGGCAGGAUACCAGUUUUUAGAUAGGUGUAACCACUUGAAGAGAUCUGACAAAGAGUCUCCGUUGUUCUUGAUGUUCCUGGACUGUGUGUGGCAGCUGCUGGAGCAGUACCCAGCCGCCUUCGAGUUCUCGGAAACGUACCUGACCGUACUGUACGACAGCGCACGCAUCUCACUCUUCGGCACUUUCCUCUUCAAUUGCCCUCACCAGCGAGUCAAGGAGAGCACUGAAUUUGCCAUAAGCAAAAAUAUUCAGCUGGGGGAUGAGAAAGGCCUCAGAUUUCCUUGUGUUUGGGACUGGUCUCUUCAGUUCACAAGCCGGGAUCGCCUGCUCUUUCACAACCCUUUCUACGUCGGGAAGAGCGCGCCGUGUGUACAGAAUGGAGCCGUGAAAACUUUCAAACGCUCAAAGAAAAACUACAGCUCCACAUUGCGAGGUGUCCCCCCAGCAUUAAAAAACGGAAUCAUCAGCGAGCAAGAGUUCCUUCCAAGAAGAAACUCUCUGAUACUAAAACUGAAACCGGACUUUUUACAGCAGACGGAGAGUCACAGUAACAGUAUGGAACAGUACUUCAGGGACUGGUUUGCAAAGCCUGUUGAUUUGCACGGCGUAAUCCUACCCCGGAUCUCUGGAACACAAAUAAAACUGUGGAAACUGUGCUACUUCCGCUGGGUUCCCGAGGCCCAGAUCAACCACGGUGGGUUCAUCACUGCUUUCCACAAGGUCUCUUUGCUGGCAGAUGAAGUAGACAUGUUAAACCGCAAUCUUCGGCAGUGCAAAAGCAACUCCUCUUUGCAAGGCAACUGCUCGGAACUGGAUCAAAGCAGGAUGUACUUCAGAGCAAACAGUUUAAAUGACACCUCUGGGCCCCCAGACUUUCUCUCCUCCUCAUUCCCGUUUUCUCCUGUAGGGAACCUGUGCAGGCGGAGCAUUCUGGGAACACCUUUAAGCAAAUUUCUAAGUGGUGCCAAAAUCUGGCUGUCCACUGAGACGCUUGCAAAUGAAGACUAAGGUGAUGUGACGGUUUAAAGGUUUGGGGAGAACGCAGCAUAUCAUUUUGUCUUUUCUAAGUUAACACUGCUCAACGCAGCAUUGAAAGCUGUAAUAAUUUUUAUAUACAAACAGUACGUAAGUUUUGCACAAAUGUUUAAACGCAAAGCGAGUCAUGCUUCAAAUCGCACAAUUUUGUAUUCAGUAGUUUUCAUCUGCGAGGGUUUCUGGUCCCCUUCUGCAUCUUUGUGGUUUGGCUCAUUACCUGUGAUGGAGCAUUUCAUUAGCUAAUUGAAGGGCUUGGUGUGGUCAUUAAUCAAAUGAGGGUCUGUUUGAAAUAUCUUUUCCCAGACAGUGACUGAAGCGACUCUUGUGUCAGACCAGUUUGGGAAAUGGAGGUAGUUUGGUGCAGACUGACGGCUGACUCUGGGAACAAACUAUUUUAUCAGAUUGCCUCUUCAGGAAGAAUACCUAUAUGCAUACAUACAUACAUACAUACCUACAUACAUACUAACGAGCUGCGACUUGAUCACCCUACAUAUGUGUUAAUACAGUGUCUAUCUGGGAGGAGGGGGGCUAUUCCCUUUUGUUUCUCUCCCCACAAUGUAUUCAUUAACAAUUAGAUUUGUGUUCUGUCAUGAGCUUGACUUCAGACUAUGGGAACUGACUUCAGGACAAUGCACUGUUAACCUUAAACAUUUACUGUAGAUACGGUGUCCUAGUAGCUUUAGAAGUGCCUUUACUUGGGAGGAGAUGGUCACGAGAUCACUGUAAUGCAGCUGACCCCCCCAACCUUUUACAGUUGAUUGUUACGGUAAGUUCUUCUUAAGCCUCCCCCUCUCCAUUCCUGGCCAUAACGGGCAGCCAGCUCCAGAGACAGCAGGUUCUUCCUGCUGUGGGGACAAGAGGGCUUAGAGGUGCCACCAUUUUACAUACCUGUCUGGCCAGAUGGACAGAGCAAUGGACAGGCACCGCCCGGGAGGGAAUUAAAUCCAACAGCCUCCCGCUGCGUAAUGCAGCAGCCUCCUCUGCUCUAAAAUCUUGUAACUGCUGCCUCUCCCCUGGGUGCUCUGCCAGAAAAAGCCUCAGGUUUCACAGGGAGAAAAGCAAGAGAGUAAAGAGGAAUUGUGAUGUGUCCUUCUCCCAGGCCAAGGCUUCUGUUGACUGUCUUCUCCUACCAGGCUGCAUUAGCCCAUUUCUGUGUAGAACACCGAUGCUGCUGAACCAAUUAGCAGCUAUUCUCAAUUACCAGGAGCUAAAAGAGCUGUAUUGAUGAUAAUACCCAGUAUAUUGGAGGGAUUUGGAGCUCAUUUGUUUGUAAAUCCAAAAUGGGCUUCAGCACAGCCUGAGUCACAGUGUGGGGUUUGGCUGUCUGAGGUUGUCCAAGUAUCUGUUUUGGAGAACACGCACCUGGAGUGGCCUUUGGGUGGUGGCUCUGUGCUGGAGACCUCCAUUGCAUUCGGGGCGGUUCCGUUGGAAGGUGAGGUGGUGGGAGGGGGGUGCUGUCCUGUUCUAACCAACCAAACUCCCAAACCCGGUUUUAUGCAAAGCCCUGUGCCCACGGGGUGGGACCCAACCAGCCAGAUUGGGUCUGGCCAACUGUUUGUGAGGAAAAAACGUGUAUUCACCUCAAUUGCCUAAUUAUGCUGCAAGACGGGCUGAGCAUGUUAAAUGGUCCACAAACCAGUUGUGUUUAUUUACUAGCUUGCUGGAGCAGUCAUCUGCCCUGUUCAGUUCAUUACUCAAAUGUUUGUAUUAGUUUGCUUUUGUGAUUUUUUUUUUUUUUUUUUUUAAUUAGCUUACUGCUUUCCCUGGCCUGAUACUUGACAUAAAAGACCUCAACCUGUGUGCUUUGUGUCUUUUGGUACCGAUGAUUUUUUUUUUUCCUUUUUAAAAUUACACUUAAAACUAUGGUGUUUCUUUUUUUUUUUUCCUUAAAAGUGUAACUUUUUUUGGUUUAAAGGUACCAAAAAAUAUGUAAAUAAAUUACUCCACGCAGGCAGCUGGUGGAAUAAAACAUAAAAUAAACGUUUAGGCUAGUACCCUUUGGGGGAAAAAAUGGGUACUGUAUUUAAACAGGAUUGUCUUUUAUAAGGAGAUUUCAGACAUUUUUACAUUUCAGCUCUAAGAUGUGUACAGAUGCUGCAGAUGGUCUUUGUAUUUUAUAUAUAUAGCACAGGAGGGGGUUAAAAAUAAUAUGCCUUCAUAAUAAACAAAACCUGUCUAAAUAUCUCUUUGCCAAACCGACUUUAAAAUAACUUCUACGCAGAUGAGAAAGGGGAGCUGGGCAGCGAGGCUGAGCUGGGGUGGGGGGAGGGCUCCAGCCCCCCCUUGCCCUGGAAAUGGCAGGGGAGGUUCUGCUCCCCCCGUGCGGAGGGGCCUCUGCUGCCCAGGAGCUGGCACAACUGCCCUGUCUCUGUGCGAGUGCACACCUGCCUGUGGAUGGUGUUUCUUCCUAUUAAACACCUUCAUUUUUUUAAUUUACUUUUUAAAGACAGGUACUAAAUGUUGAUUUUAAUAUAUCCUCCACUCUGCACAGUUGCCUUAUUACUAGUCAGUAACAUCUUUAAUAACUUUCAGAAGCAAUUUUGGGGUGCAAGUACGUAUCUUUAACUUCUCUGUAUAGAAUACUGACAUACAAGUGUGUAUAUAUGUGUGUGUGUGUAUAUAUAUACGUACACAUUUUCAAAUUUUAAUUUCUGUUCACCAUUUAAAACAAGAUACUGUUAAUGCCAUUUUGGUGUUGUAGAAAAACUACCAAGAAUCUUCUCUUUUUUUUGUCUGUUUCUAGAAAACGUGCACUAUUUUGGCUGUUAUUGGCUGUUCUAUCAUGACUUUGUACUACACUGUAGACCGCGUGGGGGGAAGAGAGAAUGCUGGUUAUAGGGUUGAAGUGUCCCUUCAGCGUCAUUAAUUACUGGGAGGUAGGGGGUGUUGUAGCCUUGGCGAUCAUGGUAGUGCAACCCUAUUCACCAUUUACUGCCAUGUAUCAAAGAAGUUUCAUUCCAGAAAUGCAUUGAGAAGUGUGUGUUUGUGUGUCCGUGUGUACCCAGGCCUGCACGCGUGUUCAACGUGCACCUGCCCGCAAUACCACUUUGAGAUUAACUGCCUUCUAUUUUUAAAGAAAAUGUAGCAAGUGGGGCAAAGGUUUUGGCUUACUCUCAGAUGGAAAGACAUUAAAACCAAAAAAAAAAAUCUAACAAAGAUUUAAGCAAAGGACGAAAUCUUAAAUUUGCCUCUAACGUAAAGAGACAGAAAUCUGUACCUCAAAUUGCUGUAGGCAGUAGGUUUCUAAUGCUGUUGCUGUGAUGGUUUAGCAUUCACUAUUUCAACUGAAACUAAAACCUUUGUGCCUGAUAAUGAUUUAUUGAGUAAAGUAGCAGUGCCAGGACGAUUAUAAAAUCCUGAUGCUGAGUUGUGAAUGUGAAGUAAAUUAGACUAAAUAAAAAUUCAUACCUUUCCACAGCGAA